AGGUGCAGCGAUGUCCGGUGACGGUGAGGGGGAGAAGACGCCGCCGCCGGCGGACGAGGACGAGGAGGACGAUGACUUCGAUGAUCUCAGGGAUCAGAUCAACUAUAACACCAUCACAUCGCUCGCGGCGCUGAAGGAAAUUCUGGGUCACGACUCGCGGACCAGUAGCGAUGACGUGUCGUGGUUCCAGCACUACUUCCUUCAUCACGUGAACAGGUUACCGUCCAGGAGCCAGUAUCCGGGACGAAGGCUCAGCGAGUGUCCCGAGGAGGACGAAUCGGCGGCGGCUGCGGAGUCCGCGACCUCCGCUACGGAGACGGCUGCGACUGCCGCCGAAGACGAUUCCUCCUCUUCGGAAACCUCCAGUUCCUCUUCGACGUCCAGCGACGAUGAAGAAGAGGAAGAGGAGGAGGAGUCGAAGGCCGAGUCGAAAGAGUCUAAGGCCGAAUCCUCCCCGACAUCUUCCGCGCCCCCGACGCCGAAGAGGAACCCCUCUCUGACCCCAGACACCCCGCCACUCUCUCCCCGCACCCUGAGCCGCGGCACCUCCCCGCAUUUCGAUAAACGCUUUUUCGACUCCAGCAUAAUCGAGAUGAAGAGUCAGGCCAGCUCUACAUCCACGCUGGACAACGACUCCACCGAGGAGAUCUGGGUGAGGAGGAUCGACGCUGACACUGCCAGGCGGAAAAGGGAGCUCGGGUCCCAGCCGCUGCCCACGAUCGUUACCGAGGAUCACGCUAUGGCCGGCUCGGAGCCUCCUAGACAGCGCGCUGGAACGUGGAGUAUCUCCCAGACCAGACAUUUGCACUUCUCUUCUACUACAAGCAGUGCGAGUGCGGGCAGUACCAACAGCAGCGGCAAGGACCCCACGGAGAGACGGAAGUCCGGGGACGAUAUCCUCAACCAGGCUCAUAGUGUACAGUCUCCGCGCAAGUCUACACCUACCACCAUCUUCGAUGCGUUCAGACCCCGCUCAAAGUCUGACGCGUCCCGUGCCAAGAAACCCACCACGCUCAUAGCUCAGAUGAAAAAUGUCGUGCAGAACUCGCUGAUGUCGCCGGGGUCGGGUUCGCGUAGCAGUGCGAGUAACAGUGGCUCGACAUCGAGCACGGAUGCGGAUUCAGGACAAGGCGCGCGACCUCGUGCGGGUAGUGACAGCUCCACACAUAGCAGUGCGUCUCGCAAUCCCGUCUCUAAGAUGAUGGACUUGUUCCGGCAUCGAUCCCACUCCGCAGUGUCCGCCGAUGAGAAGAGAAAAGCCAAAGUUGCAGCGUUAAGCCAGCAACAGCAAAAAAGUGCUCUCCUGAGGCGGAGCUCUGUGGACGUAGAGAGGCGGAGGUUGUCGCUUGGGGCGGUCUCCACCCCUCACAGGGCUUCGGACGCCUGCCUGGACCCUCACCACGCUGCCAUACUCUUCCGGGACUCCAGAGGGUUACCUGUGGCUGACCCCUUCCUCGAGAAAGUCAACAUUUCUGAUCUUGAGGAGGACGAGAGCCAGAUCUUUGUUAAGUUCUUCAAGUUCCACAAGUGCUAUGACCUGAUACCCACAAGUGCAAAGUUAGUUGUAUUCGAUACGCAGCUAUUAGUGAAGAAGGCCUUUUUUGCCCUAGUUUAUAAUGGUGUCAGAGCAGCACCUCUGUGGGACAGUACGCAGCAGAAGUUUGUCGGAAUGCUGACCAUCACAGACUUCAUCAAGAUCUUGCAGAUGUACUACACCUCACCCACCGUCACUAUGGAGGAGCUGGAGGAACACAAGCUCGAUACAUGGCGAAAUGUACUCCAAGACAACGUGAAGGAGCUGGUCUCGAUAGGACCCGAUGCUUCCCUGUACGAUGCCAUCAAGACCCUGAUACACAACAGGAUACAUAGACUCCCUGUCAUCGACCCUGAGACUGGCAACGUGCUGUACAUACUCACUCACAAACGUAUCCUAAGGUUCCUCUUUCUUUAUAUAAACGACCUGCCCAAGCCGAGUUACAUGCACAAGACUCUGGAGGAGCUGAGGAUCGGAACAUUCAGCAACAUUGAGACUGCAGAGCCUGACACCUCCAUCAUCCUCGCGCUACGCAAGUUCGUGGAGAGGAGAGUGUCUGCGCUGCCCAUGGUGGACGAAGAGGGGAGGCUCGUUGACAUCUUUGCCAAGUUCGACGUCAUUAACUUGGCAGCAGAGAAGACUUACAACAACCUGGACGUAUCGUUGAAGACGGCUAAUGAGCACAGGAACGAAUGGUUCGAGGGGGUUCACAAGUGUAAACCUACAGAGACCCUUUACACCAUCAUGGAGAGGAUAGUCAGAGCUGAGGUGCACAGGCUGGUGAUCACUGAUGAUGAUGAUAAAGUGAUCGGAAUUCUGUCAUUAUCUGAUCUCCUUCUCUACCUCGUUCUCAGGCCAUGUGGAGAUGAUGGCAGCGGCGGCAUCGAGUUGCCAAGCAACAGCGUGCGGCUGCAGGAUCUCCACAGUCAGCAGCAGUCGGGGGAGACGAUCCCGGAGGAGGAGGGUGGCUCCAGCGGCGACGAGCAGGAAACCUCUCCUCCCCCGCCAUCACCCCCGCCCACUGCCACACCUUCCCUGACCCCCCCACCAGCCCCCACCCACCCGUGGCGUGAGGUCACGGUGUCGGGUGGCGAGUAACACGGACUCUCGUUAAUUUAUUUGUAGAUACAGAGAAAGUUACCUGCUAUUUUUAAACCCGUGUAGAUCAGUGUAAACUUGACAACUAACAGUGUACCUUCGUUUAAAAUUGUACUUAAGUCGACUGGUUAUCACCGUAGAAAUUGAUUUCCCAAAUAUUAUCAUGACUAGAGUUUACGCCAGUCGGAAAUAUCAGUGACGGGAUGGUGUUUUAUUUCUUCAAUACAUAAUACUGUGAUACUUAUGUUCUAGAAUUAUUUUGACAAUAACUAAUUGUAAUGUACAAACCGGUCAGGACCAAUUCACAGUUUAAAUUUUGACUGUAAUACGUUGUGUACAAACAGUUGACUGUUCUCUCAACAGAAAUGCCAAAACGGAAUUUUCAUGUUUGCAUUAUGUAAUAGAAGUCAAAUAUCACGAAGCAAAUUGGAAUCAAAAUGAAACUAAACCGAUUGUUAGCGAAAGAAUUCAUAGUCAAUUUUAUCAAUAUUUUUAUAGACUAGUAAUAGGAAGUAGGCUUAAUUUAUAAUUCAAUAAGAAAUAUUGAUAAGUUUGUCUCGAGUAAGUUCACCUUCAGUCUCAGCUGACGGUGCCACACUGAGCUAUUUUGUAGUAAUUUUUCUCUAAAGUGACUUGGUUACUCUUUAUUGCUGUGUAUUAUUAUUUAUAAGUAGUUUUAUUCCAGAAUAUUUCUUUGGAAAUGACGAGUACACAGGUUUUAUAUGUGUAUGAGUUUCGUGUAAACAAUGAGAACUGAAAUUUCCCCCCAAUACUGUAUAUUAUAACAGUCUUUGGUUCCUAACCCUUAGAAAUUAAUUUGAAAAAUGUUUACAAGGAACCCUGUUGUGAAAUAAAUACUUGAUUAUUUUGUAUUUAUUAUUGAUAUUACAUCAUCGAUUGAAAAAAAUAAAUGAAAUAUUUUUUGUA
Molecule: messenger RNA, 3559 nt
Organism: Homalodisca vitripennis (glassy-winged sharpshooter)
Lineage: Eukaryota; Metazoa; Arthropoda; Insecta; Hemiptera; Cicadellidae
Gene: SNF4Agamma
Product: 5'-AMP-activated protein kinase subunit gamma-2
Exons: 14
Coding region: 11-2632 (873 amino acids)
Source: RefSeq, a predicted model, not a curated record